AUGAUUUUGUGGCAUGUUGCUGGAGUAUUACAAUUGAUGUUUUGGCAAGUUUUGAUUUCGAAUUCGUUAAAUAUUACGGAUUUGUAUUGGCGAAUAUCGGACGAUAAAACCAAUGCAAAUGAAACAACGGGUCCCUCUGCUGCUGCCACACAUACACCUACUUACAAACGCGUCCUAAUAGUAGGAGGGAUGAUGGUGAUAGCAGUCAGUAUUUCCGCUUUGAUGUUUGUUAUCCCUGACAGAACUAUUAUGUGUGUACGAAUUUUAAAAAAUGGAAGUGAAGCACAACUGGAAACUGGUCGAAAGUUUCCAUGGAAAAGAAUUCGCAAUUUUCAAAUUGACGAUUUGACUACUCAAGAACUGUUGUUACCCGAAACAAAAGUUAGAAUGGUGGGGAAAGGCGGCGAGAAACAUAUCCCAAAAUACCUCAGAGACAGAAACAGAGGCGACUGCGACUCCGACUCCAAAAGUAAAAAUUAUUUUCGGCCAAUCUUUAUUCGUGCAAAAGGAGAACGAAUGGGAUUUAUGCUAAGUCGAUUGGGGCAUUUCGAAGAUCCAAAGUUAUUUGAUUCGUUGUUUUACGAUAGAUCUUCGGCAAAUGUUUUGGAGAUCGAGUUGCUCGGAAACCAGAAAUUUAUCAAAAAAGGCUAA
Ambispora gerdemannii is the source of this 651-nucleotide messenger RNA. The record is from the annotation of a GenBank genome assembly. Lineage: Eukaryota; Fungi; Glomeromycota; Glomeromycetes; Archaeosporales; Ambisporaceae.